UCCAUCAAAAACAAAAACAGACCAUUUUCUUCUCUCUGGUUUUGGUGCUCAUUUUCUACAGUAUUAUUCCAAGCAAUGGAGUUAGGUCUGAGCUUAGGCGAAGCUCCGACGCCAUUUUCGUUUCUUGAUCACAAGACACAGAAGAAUAAUAUGGUUAAUAACAAGAAGGAUCAGCUAGGGUUUUGCAUGGCUUUGGGAAACGCCUUCAGAUCAGAUCAAGAGAAAAGAGAUCAGGUUGAAGAUCAUGAUCAUGAUUAUGAUCAUCACGAUGAUGAUGGUGAUGAGCAUGAGAUCAUCAGAAGAUCAAGAAGGGUUUCUGCUGCAGAUCCAGGAGUUCCUAUUCAGCUUGAUCUUUUACCUUCUGUUCCGGUUCCCCGUAGUCACAUGAUCACCUCCUCACAGUUUCGCUUUCCUUGGCUCUCUGAUAACUUGGUUCUCUCUGAACCGGGUUCUUUAGAUGGACUGGGAAAGGGUUUUGACGUCAACCGGCUACCGGCGGCGGGCGCGGCGGCGGCGACAGAAGAGACGGAAGAAGGGGUGACGAUAUCGUCGCCGAACAGCACUUUGACGUCGUUUCAUGUGGAUUUCUGCGUCAGAAAUAGUAGUACAGGAAGUGGAAGAGAUAACAUUAAUAAUCAUAAUAAUAACAAAAGAGAUCAUAUUAAUAUAGAGCUGGAUACUGAAAGGGCGAGUUCCAGAGCGAGUGACGAUGAGGAAAACGGGUCAACUCGCAAGAAACUCAGACUCUCCAAGGAACAAUCAGCUUUUCUUGAAGAGAGCUUCAAGGAACACAGCACUCUCAAUCCCAAGCAAAAGCUUGCACUGGCAAAACAGUUGAAUCUCCGACCCCGCCAGGUUGAAGUGUGGUUUCAAAACAGAAGAGCAAGGACAAAGUUGAAGCAAACGGAGGUGGAUUGUGAGUAUUUAAAGAGAUGCUGCGAGACACUUACAGAAGAGAAUAGGAGGUUACAAAAGGAACUUCAAGAGCUAAGAGCCUUGAAAACCUCACAACCCUUUUACAUGCAGCUUCCGGCCACAACCCUCACCAUGUGCCCCUCUUGCGAGCGCGUCGCCACCGCCAACCCCGCCAUCUCCGCUGCCACCGCCACCAACUCUACUGCGACCUUGCCCCUCGCUAAGCCGAUCAUACAUCCAUUUUCUCAUGCACAAGCUGGGAAAGCAUCUGCUUCAUGAUGAGAUCAUAUUAUUAAUUAUUAAUUCAUUAGUUAUAUAUAUAUAUAUAUAUAUAUGUGCAUGGAUUGAUCAACUAGAGACCUUGUGCUCUCUACGUAGUAGUACUUGAUUUUUUAUGGUAUAGUUUUGUAAAUAGAUUUUGGUUUUUUGCUUUAUAUUUCUUUCUCCCAAAAGUCCUAUAUAUCUACCGGCAUAUUAUAGCUGGUUAAUUUCAGGGUUUAUGGAGAGUACUUUUUAAGUUUUGUUUAGAGAGGAGAGACAAAAGGGUGACAAAAUUUGUUGUUAAAGAUAAUGGAGGGAAAAAAAAAAAAAAAACACUAGCCCCCAUUUGUUGGUUCUUUUAUUUGUGGUCUUUUUGCUAAUUGUUGUUUUGACAGGAAAAUCAAUCAAUAUUUCGUUAUAAUCGUGUAGUUAUACCAGUUUUCUCCUUUUAU
Molecule: messenger RNA, 1628 nt
Organism: Morus notabilis
Lineage: Eukaryota; Viridiplantae; Streptophyta; Magnoliopsida; Rosales; Moraceae
Product: homeobox-leucine zipper protein HOX11
Exons: 4
Coding region: 76-1194 (372 amino acids)
Biological process (GO): regulation of DNA-templated transcription
Cellular component (GO): nucleus
Molecular function (GO): sequence-specific DNA binding; DNA-binding transcription factor activity, RNA polymerase II-specific
Source: RefSeq, a predicted model, not a curated record